UGCAGGAUUCUCUCACUCUUUCGCCUAACUAAAUAAAUAAAAUCGCAAGUGAAUCUCUUAAUUCAUAAUUAGCUCUUAAUCUAAUCCAUUUCUAACCCGAUUUUCCUCAACUAAUUACACUCUCUUAUCCAUAAUCCCUUUCUAUAUAAUCCCCUCAUCCUCCGACGCUUUUGCACACUGACCAACAGUUUUCCAUAUACGCAAGAAGAGAAGAGCUCUUAUGUCUCCCUCCAAUGGCGGCAACAGAGGCGGCGGAGGAGUCGCCGGAUUCCUCCUCCAGGUCCUCCGUGGGCGGUGGUUCAUGAUGUUCGCCUCCUUCCUCAUCAUGGCCGGUGCCGGAGCAACCUACCUCUUUGGUGUGUACUCCAAAGACAUCAAAGCCACUCUUGGCUACGACCAAUCCACUCUGAAUCUCCUCAGUACCUUCAAGGACCUCGGAGCCAACGUCGGUGUCCUCUCCGGCCUCCUCGCUGAGGUCACUCCGACGUGGUUCGUCCUCCUCGUCGGUUCCGCCAUGAACUUCGGCGGCUACUUCCUCAUCUAUCUCUCUGUCACCGGCAAAAUCCCUAACCCUAAGAUCUGGCAAAUGUGUAUGUUCAUCUGUAUCGGCGCCAAUUCCCAGAACUUCGCCAACACUGGAGCUCUCGUCACCUGCGUGAAGAAUUUCCCAGAGAGCCGAGGUAUGAUGCUUGGUCUCAUGAAAGGAUUUGUCGGUCUCAGCGGUGCUGUGUUCAAUCAGCUCUAUUUCUCGAUCUACCGUGACGAUUCGAAGUCUCUGAUCCUCCUCAUCGCUUGGCUCCCUGCGGCGAUCUCUGUGGUGUUCGUGUACACGAUCCGAGCCAUGAAGAUUUCGUCUCAUCCCAACGAGCUCAAGGUGUUUUACCAGUAUCUGUGGAUCUCCAUCGUUCUCGCUCUCACUCUCAUGGCUUUGACAGUUGCUCAGAAGCUCUGCAAAUUCUCCCACAUCGGCUACGUCGCGUCCACAAUCGCGGUCUGCGUUUUGCUUUUCACGCCGCUCAUAAUCGCGUUUCGGGAGGAGUACGCCACGUGGAAGGCCAAGAAACACGACGCAACCGCCGUCGCCGUAACCGUCGGGAAGGUCGACGUCGUCGUCGAGGACAAAAACGUCAUUUCCCAUAACAAGGACGGGAACGAAACGGAGAUCGUGGAGGACAAAACGGUAAUUUCCGAUACGACGGCGACGGAGGACAAAAUCGUAAAUAAAGACGUCCCCUGCUGCGGGAACAUCUGCAGACCACCGAAGAGAGGAGAGGACUACGGAAUCUUACAAGCUUUGCUCAGCGUCGACAUGAUCAUCCUCUUCAUCGGGACAUUCUGCGGAUUGGGUUGCAGCUUGACGGCAAUGGACAACCUGGGUCAGAUCGGUGAGUCACUCGGAUACCCACAACUCGCCAUCAGCACCUUCGUCUCUCUCACCAGCAUAUGGAACUACUUCGGCAGAGUCUUCGCCGGAUUCAUCUCCGAGAUCAUCCUCGUCAGGUACAAAAUCCCAAGACCCUUGAUAAUGGCUCUUGCCCUCGCUCUCUCCGCCGUCAGCGACAUCAUCGUCGCCUACCCGUUCCCUGGUUCGGUGUACUUAGCCUCUGUUCUGAUCGGAUUCACGUACGGAGCCCAGUUAACGCUUCUCUUCACCAUAAUCUCCGAGCUCUUCGGGCUCAAGUACUUCUCCACUCUCUUCAAUUGCGGACAACUGGCGAGCCCGAUCGGUUCGUACGUGUUCAACGUGAAGGUUGUCGGGAAACUGUACGAUGUGGCGGCGAUGAAGCAGUUGGCGGCGAGAGGGAUGAGGAGAGAGAUGGUGAAGGAGUUGACUUGCGUAGGGAAUGACUGCUACAAGCUCUCGUUCUCGAUUCUCGCGGCGACGAACGUGGUCGGAGCGAUCGUGUUGAUGGUUCUCGUCCUCAGAACGAGGAAGUUCUACAGAGGUGACAUUUACAAGAAGUUUAGGGAUGAAAUGGCUGCCAAUGGACGGGAACUUGCUUUGUCCGGUCAACAAAAUAAUUAGAUUUUCUUUUUCUUUUCUUUUUUCAUUUUAUUUUAGUUAAUUCCAAUUUGCGUAAUCCCGUUAGUAAAUAAUCAAAAUUUUCCAUUUUUGUAGUCAUAAUUCAAUCUCCAAUGUAUUACCACAAUUACCCUUAUACCCUUGCGCCUCCCUCCACACUCGGCAUAUGAUAUA
Molecule: messenger RNA, 2197 nt
Organism: Tarenaya hassleriana
Lineage: Eukaryota; Viridiplantae; Streptophyta; Magnoliopsida; Brassicales; Cleomaceae
Product: protein NUCLEAR FUSION DEFECTIVE 4-like
Exons: 1
Coding region: 221-2026 (601 amino acids)
Cellular component (GO): membrane
Source: RefSeq, a predicted model, not a curated record